AUUUCAAUCUGGACAAGAAUAUUAAAAGAUUGGGAUACAAGUCUUAGUAAAUAUAACAAGAAUAUUCUUCUUCUUGUUGAUAGUGUACCAGUAUACUAUCUUGAGGAAAAUGUUAAACUUAAUCAUAUUCGUAUUGAAUUUUUACUACAAAUGCCACUAUGCAUAUUCAACCUUACAUAUAAUUCUGUUUAUGAUAAGCCAAAUGAAAGCCCACCAGCUUUUACAAUCUGUGAUACAAUUUAUUUUGCAGCUGAUAAGAAGGCUAGCAUUCUUCCUAUUAAUGAUAUUAAUGAUGACAAUAAUAUUUCAUCUAUAAAAUUUCAGAGUAUCGAGAAUAAACAAUUUUAUGAGUUAGAUGAUUUGAUUGCAGAACUUCCAAUUAAUAAUCCACUUAGCACUAGUGAGUUUUUACAUCUAGAUAAUGUUUUGCCAAUUGAAAAAAUACUAGAUGAUAUGAUUUCUUUACAAGAAGGAAAUCAUCUUGCUAAGAGUUUGGUAGAAUUUUUGUUACAACAAAAUGAUGAAUUUGGUGUUUCAGCUAUAGAAUUGGGGAUA
Dentiscutata heterogama is the source of this 555-nucleotide messenger RNA. Lineage: Eukaryota; Fungi; Glomeromycota; Glomeromycetes; Diversisporales; Gigasporaceae. The record is from the annotation of a GenBank genome assembly.